Molecule: messenger RNA, 1160 nt
Organism: Xenopus laevis (African clawed frog)
Lineage: Eukaryota; Metazoa; Chordata; Amphibia; Anura; Pipidae
Product: formyl peptide receptor-related sequence 4
Exons: 1
Coding region: 6-1061 (351 amino acids)
Source: RefSeq, a predicted model, not a curated record
UGAAAAUGGAGUCCAGGCAGUCUCUUAACUUCACCACCUCUUCCCCUACCAGCUACACAGAUGAGGAAUUUUACAAUAAAAUUUCCCAUUUGAAUUAUAUAUUAAAUGGCAUGUUUUGCAGCAUAAUAUUUAUUUUGGGAACAGUGGGCAAUGGGCUGGUCAUAUGGAUCACUGGAUUCCGAAUGAAAAAGACGGUUAAUACCAUUUGGUUUCUUAACCUCGGCAUUGCAGACUUUUCUUUCUGUCUUUUUCUUCCUUUCCAAAUAUUAUCUUGGGCACUGGAUUACCACUGGCACUUCGGGCAGAUAAUGUGCAAAGUCGUGUGUACUAGCUUUCACCUAAACAUGCAAGUCAGUAUCUUUUUCUUAAUGGCCAUCAGUGUGGAUCGUUGCACCUCUGUUCUGUGCCCUGUAUGGUCAAAAAAUCAUAGAUCUGUAAAGUUAGCUAAGAACAUCUCUGUGAUAAUCUGGCUCUUUUCGUUGACUCUCAGCUCUCCUUAUCUUGUUUUUUAUGAUACUGGGCAUAUCCCAGACAGUAAUAUUACUUAUUGUGGACAAACGUAUGCAGCCUGGAAAAACACUUCCUUUGAUAGCCAGACAUUUCAUCUCAGGCGCACAGUUAUGUCAUUCACCAAUUUGAUAUCAAUGUUCCUGAUCCCAUUUUCCAUCAUCCUUGUUUGCUAUGGGCUCAUUGCAUUCUGGAUUAGAAAAAGCAGCAAACGACUUGGGUCAAGUCGAACUUUCAAGACCAUAGUGGCAACUGUCCUUUGUUUCUUUUGCUGCUCAUUUUUUUUUCAUUUGUUACAUCUCCUUGAUUUUAUAGAAGUUGAUAUUAACAGUGUAUUUGCUAAUAUAAUGUCUAAUGUUGCAGAAAGCUUGGCUAUCUUUAACAGUUGUCUCAAUCCAAUGAUUUAUGUCUUUGUUGGCCGGGACUUUAAAAUAUCUCUAAGGAAGUCAAUCCCAUUUCUUCUAGAAAGCGCAUUCAGAGAAGAGAAAGAAGACCCUCUUGAAGCACAUGACAACGCUGGUGUAGGAAUUGAACUGGUGCCAUGCCAUGCAUGAUGUCAUACAAUGUCAGUUAUACAAAAGUGCUUCUGCUGCAUUUGAUUCCUGAUAAAUACAUAGUUACAUAGUUACAUAGUUAAAUUGGGUUGAAAAAAG